AGCGAGCAACUACUACACCAGUGGGACGAAUGGUGGACAUUUGAGUAACAACUCAAGCUCAAAUCCAACAGCUGCGACUACGACCACCGCCUCCUCCUCAACGCUCGGCCUUCGCGUCUACUCCGAGGCGGAGGUGGGCGUGCUGCAGUCGCUGGNGCAGCAGCAGCAGCAGCAGCAGAUACUGAACGUCUUUGACAUUGGCCGAGGUGUCGGUGUUGGCCUAACUCGAACGCUAAACAAUCACCACAGAGCGAGCAACUACUACACCAGUGGGACGAAUGGUGGACAUUUGAGUAAUAACUCAAGCUCAAAUCCAACAGCUGCGACUACGGCCACCGCCUCCUCCUCAACGCUCGGCCUUCGCGUCUACUCCGAGGCGGAGGUGGGCGUGCUGCAGUCGCUGGGCAAGUGCAAGUUCGGCGACGUCCUCCUCUGCAAUGUGCCCGGCUCUGGCACCAAGGGCCUUCGCCGGCUGGCAGUGGUGCGCACCGUCAACGACCUCAACCUCAAGGCGGAGUUUGUGGCGGCGAUGAGCUGGGCGCGCACCAGAUCGCUCGCCUGCGACCGCUUUGCGCGCCUCUUUGGCGUCAUCGAGACGCCCACCUACUACGCCUCGCUCACCGAGGCGGGCGACUGUGACCUCCACUACUACCUGAGGAAGACGGACUAUCUCAGCUACGAGACGCUGCUGUACAUUGCCGGUGAGAUUGCCGCCGCCGGUGCCUACCUCGAGGCGGCGAGCUUACCGGCGGUGAAUGGAGGAAGUGCUCCACAGCAACUGCAACAGCAGCAAGAGCAAACCCACCGGGACAUAGCCGCCCGAAAUGUGAUCAUCUACGAGGCGACGCUGACGGUGAAGCUAACUGAUGUGGCCGCCUAUGAGGAGCAGUGGGCGGCGGACUACGUCGACGGGCUGCCCAUUCGGUGGAUGGCGCCGGCGUCGGUGGCCGGCCGGGGACCGCUCUUCAGUCUUCCUGGGGACGUCUACGCCUUUGGCGUCACCCUCUGGGAGGUGAUGACCGGCUGCAAGGUGCGCCCCUUUGCGGAGUACGGCGACGAGGAGCUGGUCGCCGCCAUGUACGCCUACCUCGAUGCAAAGGAAGAGGAGGAGGAGAAAGCCUCUGAUGAUGAGGGAGAUCAUGAAGAGGAUAAUGAAGCAGAGGCAGAGGCGCCUCGACUGCCCGUGCCCACCCACUGCACCCCGGAGAUUGCCUCGCUGAUUGAGGAGUGCACGGCGGCGGAGGAGCACCAGCGACCUACCUUCAAGGAGAUCUGCCUCUUUCUCCAGCGAAAGACUGCCGCUGCUGGCAGUGGCAAGCAGCACUGA
Rhagoletis zephyria (snowberry fruit fly) is the source of this 1327-nucleotide messenger RNA. RefSeq names its product discoidin domain-containing receptor 2-like. Gene Ontology annotation, molecular function: protein tyrosine kinase collagen receptor activity; collagen binding; ATP binding. Gene Ontology annotation, cellular component: signaling receptor complex; plasma membrane. Lineage: Eukaryota; Metazoa; Arthropoda; Insecta; Diptera; Tephritidae. The record is from RefSeq and is a predicted model, not a curated record. Gene Ontology annotation, biological process: positive regulation of phosphatidylinositol 3-kinase/protein kinase B signal transduction; protein phosphorylation; multicellular organism development.